Molecule: messenger RNA, 4680 nt
Organism: Amphibalanus amphitrite
Lineage: Eukaryota; Metazoa; Arthropoda; Thecostraca; Balanomorpha; Balanidae
Product: F-BAR domain only protein 2-like
Exons: 24
Coding region: 364-3789 (1141 amino acids)
Biological process (GO): clathrin-dependent endocytosis; clathrin coat assembly
Cellular component (GO): clathrin-coated pit; clathrin-coated vesicle; plasma membrane
Source: RefSeq, a predicted model, not a curated record
GUCGGAGUUGUUUAGUGAUCGUUUAGCCGUGACGUCACUUUAAAAAUUUGCAGCGUUUUAAGGUGAUAUUGCAAAUACACACCCCCUGUGAAAAAGGUGUGUGACUGUGAUGAUAAAUAAAUUGAAAUAAUUUACAGCGAGUAGGCGACGUGUGAAUUUCCGCCGAUUGCUUGUUGGAUGUGAAGAAAUUGCUACAUUUUCUGUUGCAGAAAUUUGACAAGUAGAGUUGGUGCAGUUUCUCUCUAAAACAGCAAGCAUAAGAACAGGGUUCCAGAGGCUGGUGAAGGUUGAGAAGCAUGAAGUAUGUACCGCUUGAAGUGAACGAAUUCUUAGAAGUAUCUGUCGUUCUUUAAUGUUAACAUAAUGACUGUAGACUUCUGUGAUUACUUCUGGGGGGAGAAGAACAAUGGAUUCGAUGUUCUGUAUCAGAACACCAAGCAUGGGCAAAAUGCAAGCAAAGAGCUUGCAGAUUUCUUCAAGGAAUCAGCGCUGCUGGAGGAGAGUUACUCCAAGAUGCAGGCCAAGCUGGCCAGCAAGGCCAACAGUGCGGGCGUCAGCGGCACCUUCGCCCCCGUGUGGACGCUGCUGCGCACCUCCUCUGAGCGUCUGUCGUCCAUUCACCUGGCGGCGGUCACCCGGCUAGCCGAGCUCGUCAAAGAGGUGCAGAAGUUCACCGACGACCUGCAUAAGCGGCAGAAGACGGUGAAGGAGGAGGAGGCGCCCACCAUGGAAGUCGUCCAGUCGCUCCAGCAGCUCACCGCCAGCGUUCUGAAAGCUCGCGAGGUGUACCACCAGCGCGCCGCCGAGCUGCGCCGGCUCCAGGAGGCCGCCCAGCCAGCCAAGGACACGGAUAAGGCCGAGGCCAAACUGCGGAAGGCGGCAGAGGAGUACCGAGCACUGGUGGACAAGCACCGGGGAGUGCGAGACGACUUUGAGCGGAAAAUGGUCGUCUCGUGUCGGCAUUUCCAAGAGUUGGAAGAGAAUUAUUUGUGCCAGAUGAAGGAAUUCAUCGAUAUCUACAUCAAGCUCUUUGACGCGAGCUGCAACCAAAUCCGCGAAGUGAACGUGGAUCUACGCCGUCAGUGCGACGAGAAGACUGUGCUGAAACUGCUCGAAGAGUUCGCGCUCGCCAAACACACCGGACUGGAGAAGCCAGCGUGGCUGGAGUUCGAGGAACUACCAGCCGCCAGCUCGACGUCUGUUGGCUCCACUCCUGACGCCGUCAGCGAGUCGGGGUCGGCGGGGGUCGACGAGACACGCUCGGCCGCCGGCGCCGCCGCCAAACAAGCGGCCGGCGGCGGCGGCCCAGCCGGGGACGAUGUCUCCACGUCCAGCGGCGGCCCGAGUCGGUCGGCGGCCGCCAGUCCGGACGGCGAGCCGACUACCGGCCGGCCGCUCCAGCUCCGCGCGUCAAAGUGGGACUUGUCUUCGUGGCAGCCGCAGGGGACCUCGUGGACAUCAGGGUUCCUGAGGGGCCGGCGCAAGCGGGAGAAACAAUCCAAAUCAAAACGUGACAACGAAAAAUCGGACAGCGAGGAGAACCACAAGUCCAGUCCGGUGGUGGACGAGGAGGGGUUCUCCAUCCGGCCGCGGCACGAAACAGAGAAGAAGAAACGCCACGACAGCUUCUAUUCUUCUUCAGACUCAGAUUCAGACGAGGACCCGACCAGUAAGAUACACGUGAAGAUCAACCCUCUGAGUAACGGCGGCGGUCCCAUAUCAGCCAGUGUGGAUGAGCUGCGUACGCUGGCGAGCGGCCUGACACUCUCCCCGGCCAACACAGGAUCGAGUAAGAGUCCAACAAUUGCGGAAGAGAACAGCGGCCUGCGACGUUCUCAGUCACAGCAGCUGUCCCAAGAACGGCCGAGUAACGACCUGAUCGGUCUCAGUUUCCACUCUCCGACGCACUCGAACCAGUCGACGCCGAGCGGCAGCGGGCCGCGACACCUACCGUCGGCAGCGCCGCCCGCCGGCGACGGCGACAGAUACGCAGAACUCAGUGAAAUAUUUGCCGAGAGCUCGGACAUGCCUCCCGCCCUGCCGCCGAAGCACCAGGCGCCGGCGGCCGCUCCGCAGCGGGGAGCAACUCCCACCCUCUCUUCAAUCGCCAUACCGCGACCACCGAGCCGACGAAGCGUUGAGGGUGUGGCCACGAUGACGCGCGGCCGCCAGUCUCCCGCCCUCUCCUCGCCGGUAUCCCGGGGUCCGACUCCGGCUCCGGCGACCGCGCCGUCCCCGUCACCUUCAGCGGCCUCUGGCAGCGGCACCCCGCGCGCCGAGCCGGUGGUGGGCUCCUCUCGUGGUCCGUCGCCGCUCACUCUGGGUCUGAGCGACACAGUGCCGCUGGCGGUGGCCUUCCAGGAGGUGGUGCACGCCUACUUCCGCGGCUCGGACCCGUCCAAUAUCGCCUGUCAUCCGGUUUCAAGCAGUCCUUCGGUUUGCGGAAUGCAAGCGCCGUGCCACCCGACUAUGGCCCGAAGCUGCAACAAUCACCACCAAUAUCAUCAUCAUCAUCACCACUAUCACCACUACCAUCACUAUUACCAAUACCCUCACCAGCACCACCCGGAGACCGAGUACCGUCCUCCGCACGAGCUGCUGAGCCCGGCUCCAUAUCAGUGUCACCACAUCGGGACUGUGCCCCUACACCCACCGUCCCCACCUCCCUAUCAGUGCCACACCACCGGGGCCCUGCCCCCAUACCCACCGUCCUACCAGUGCCACUCCACCGGGACUCCUCCCCCACAUCCGCCGUCCCCGGCUGGGGCCCUGCCCCCGCAUCCCACUUCACCGUCUCCCCCACUGCCGCUGCGAGCCUCUCCCGCGGUGCCUCCUGUGUUCUGGCCGGACGUCCUCCGACCCGACUCCUGCCACAAUCCGUGGUACGCGCUGGUGGCGGGCGCCGCGGCGCGGCCGGCGCCGGAGCCUAUCCCGGUGGCGAUCCUGUUCUCGGAGGUGGCAAACGUCCAUUUCCAGCGGGAUGGAACCGACAACAGGUGUCGUGUGCGGAUGACGGGCGACACGAUGGUCUCGUUCCCGUCGGGUAUCGUCCAGGUGCUCACGUCCAACCCCAGUCCGGCGCCGCUCGUCUUUCGGCUGAAGAACACGGGCAGGAUGGAGAAUAUGCUUCCCAACCGGCACCUCAUCACCCAGGAGCUGAAGCUCAGUGGUAUCGACACUGCCGUGUUCGAGUUCCGUAUGGACAACCUGACUGCGCUGCUGCGGAGGCAGGCGGAGAAAAACCCGUCAGCGUCCUACUUCAACGUCGACAUCCUGAAAUACGAGAUUUUGGCCAAGCCCGGCGCGGCCUCUGUUCCGCUGCAGCUGGUCGCCUACUGGAAGUGCGAGCCUACACACACGGACCUCAAGGUGGAGUACAAAUACAACUCUGCGGCGCUGACGCCGGCAUCGGCUCUGCAGAACAUCACCGUCUCGGCACCGGUGGACGGCGGCGUUACGGCCAUGCACUCGAAACCCACCGGAAAGUGGGUUGUCGAGACAAACCGCGCCAUGUGGCGGCUGCAGGAGGUCUCUCCCGCGUCCAGCGACCAGGGCGCCGGCGCGCUCAAGGCCCGGUUCGAGCUGUCGGGCGGACCGGGCAGCCCGAGCACGCUGGCCGCUCAGUUCAGCUGUGAGGGCAGCACACUCUCGGGCGCCGAGUUCCAGCUGCUCGGAUCAGGCUACCGCGUGUCGCUCGUCAAACGGCGCUUCGUGUCCGGGAAGUACUUGUGCGACUCGGACUACGUGGAGAGCAGCGAGCGGUACGCGGCGCCGCCCGGGCCCGGGUGACGUCAGCCGCCGCCGGGCGUGACGUCACACACGGCCGCGGUGACGUCACGCACGCGGCACGAGCGUCGGCCGACCUUCUUGUGACCGCGGCCGGGCCGCCUAUUCCCUCUGUUAGCUGCUGUUACGGCGCCAUCCGGCAAUAUAUUGAGUGUCAUGCAGGGACCUGCCGGGCGAGGCCGGUCGGUGCGCGCCGGCCGGUAUGUGGCGGGUCAUUAUCCACUGUAUCAGCGUGUGCCGCCGCACGGUCGUUCGGCUAUCGAUUGGCGGGCCCGUGACUCCGCGCCCCGCCCGCCUGGUCCGACUGCGCUCACGGGCCGGCGGGCGACCACGGGACGCGCGGUCUACCUCGGGAGACUCUCCGCGACUGCGGAGACGUUUUAACGCUGCCGGCCGAGCGGCGCUGGAGCUGCGCGGAGCGGCGCUGUUGACGUUGGCGCUGCCGAAGCGACGCGAAGUCGCACCCCGCAGUAUACAUACACACACCAGCGCAGUAGCCGCAGUCUGUAUUUUAUCGCGCCGCUUCUAGUGCUUGUUUUGCUUGUGGCGGCGCGGCGCCGUGCCGAGGAAUACUGCCGCGCGGCGGGCGCCCGGUCGAUGUUCCGACCGUCCGCCGUCCGCCGCCCGCUGACUACCACCUGUCCGACCCAGGUGUAUACUGAGCGAGCCGCCGCCGGGGCCAGCCGUAUGUGUGUGUGUCUAAGUGGGACGGGUGACUGCAGUCCCUCGAGCCAGCUAUACCGACCCGGACCCUGGAGCCUAUGUACACAACAUUCACACACCCACGCAGAACCCAGCUGUGUGAUGACGCAUACUGUGUAUAUUCGCAUCCAUGGUAGGCCUAUAUUUACGAAAUAAAUAUAUCAGUAUGUUAUUCCAGUGCUGAUGACAAUA